Molecule: messenger RNA, 475 nt
Organism: Ectocarpus siliculosus
Lineage: Eukaryota; Phaeophyceae; Ectocarpales; Ectocarpaceae
Source: the annotation of a GenBank genome assembly
AACAACUAAUGGCAGUGUCGUAACCGUUUACAUAGACAUUAUUCUUACCAUGGAUGGCAUGUAUGCGAUCAAUUGUGGUGGAUGAGCGUCGCGUGUUUUUUCAGCACAGGGGUUUUAACGUGUGACCGCAAUGUACAUCAGGCAAGCAGGGUCGUGAGUCGAGAUCCCCCUGGGGGCGAAUUGGUCGGAUUUGAACCUGUUCCAAAACUGACGCGGGGGAGGUUCUGGCACGGAAGGUUGAGGCGUUGUGUAGUUCACGACCGUGUCCUUCGCACAGCAAUGGCACUGGUUGUCUCCACUCGAUGCGGCGCAUUGUUGUGAUACGAUCGCGUUACGGCCGUAUGUCGGGGACCAUGCCGACGGUUCUAGAUGGCCACGAUUCUCACCACGUCCCGUGUUGAUUUUCAUAGAAAACAGAAGACUGUCCAUCAGUCUACUCAACACGACCGCGCUGGCAAUGUAUCUCUUCAACAUC